Molecule: messenger RNA, 5898 nt
Organism: Apus apus (common swift)
Lineage: Eukaryota; Metazoa; Chordata; Aves; Apodiformes; Apodidae
Gene: USP28
Product: ubiquitin specific peptidase 28
Exons: 26
Coding region: 1367-4936 (1189 amino acids)
Biological process (GO): DNA damage checkpoint signaling; regulation of protein stability; protein deubiquitination
Cellular component (GO): cytosol; nucleus
Molecular function (GO): cysteine-type deubiquitinase activity; protein binding; cysteine-type endopeptidase activity
Source: RefSeq, a predicted model, not a curated record
CAAAACCUUUCGGUUCCAUCCCUUGCUGUGUCAUUUUUAUCUCUAGAACCUCUGUUUCUCUCGGCCUCUUGCUGUUGUACUCAUCUCCUGUUGCUGUAAUGUCACAUUAAGAGCAUUUUGGUUUGGGUUGUGAUUUUUGUAGCAGGUGGGACUUUGGUUUCAUUUGGGUUUUCAAGUGUGGUAUGUAUUAAUAGCAGCAGCACUCUUGUGUUAAUUACCAGCUCUGGAGCUUGUUUUAAAGCACCACGGCACAUAACCUCAAAAAGCAAUCAGCCAGACUAGUUAUGGCAACAAAGCCACGCGUGCUUCCCAAAAAAUUAAUUAAUUUGUUGCACAGAGUGUGGUUCCUGGUGGCUUUUGUGGGCUGCCAGCCGGCUGCAAGCCUCUCAAAACUUGUAUGGGAUAAGUUCUCUGCUGUUAAUACAAACCUUUCUUAUGAAAGGCUGAAUAAAAUUGCACUGGAAAUCACAAGAAUAUAAAGUGGUUGUUUAGAGCAGGGUAUCAGUAAUUAGUGUUUAUGGUUACAGCAGCCUUUGUGAGUCCUUCUGGUGAAGCAGAAAAAACGCUGAAAAUCAUGCCCUGUCCUGCCUCGGAUUUUGUUGUAAUUCAGUUUAUUAGCACGGGGUUUUUUUUCUCCAACAGAAAGGUAUGCCCUGCAGCAUUAGGUGGGGUUGGCUGACAAGCACACCGCCUGUGAAGGCAGUAAAAUUAGCAACAUGAUAUAAGUGGUUUGCCUUUGUGGAAGUGUGCCCAUCCUGAACCUCCAAACCCGUAGCUCUUUAUCGGGUGGUUCCUCCCCAUGCCAGAGGCUUUCCUGUGCCUCUUGGCUUUUCUCCGGAUUAAAAACGUGCCUGGGACAGGUUUGGAGCAGGGGUGUGCACGCAUGCGCACUUUUUAUUGUAGAAGUUGAACAAAAGUAGUAUUUUACAUGGGACUAUCAGUAAUAACUUGGGGGAAUUCCCAUUUUAAAAAAUCUAGGAUUUUUGUUGGUUUCACCACCAGUAUGGAUACAUGUUGUCUGCACAGUGUGUGUGUGUGGAGUAGCAGCUGUCAGCGGUACAGGUGGAUGAAUGGAUGGCUCAAAAAACUAGUUGAUUUAAUACUUACUGGGUGGAACUUGUGCUGCUGUGGUAAGCCAAGGCUGCAAAGAUUUGAUACGUUUGUUAAAGAGAAUUUCCGUAAUCCUUGUUUUGACGUGGUUGAACCAAAGAAUAGGUUGGCUGUGGCUUAGAGCCAAGAGUGAACGUCUCAUGGUGCCUGGAGUGGCCUGUGCAGGGGGGGGAGGAGAAGACAGCAGCCCCAUAGCAGCCCCUCGGUCCUUAUCCUGACACCUUAUUGUCAGUGAGAAGUGACACGCACAAAUGGCAUGUACAGCCGGACUGAAAAUAGCCCCUGGCUGGUCCCUGGGAACAUGGGGCCUCCUUAUAUGUCCUGUGGCACAUGCGGAGGCUGCCUGGGGGAGGGGGUUUCUUCCCACCCCAGGUGCCCUGCAUCCAGCAGCCUGGAACAGUGUUUCCUCCCAGGCCUGCAGACCCAAGGAUCGAAAGAUUGCCAGAUGCUUUUAAACCAGCUGAAAGAGAUCACAGGAAUUCAAGACUCAGCUUACCUCCACGCCACUCUAAAGGCUGCCAAUGGAGACCUCAUGGAAGCAGUCACCUUCCUGACCGAGGAGCAUGCUCAGGAGCCAGCUCAGGACACGGCUGCCACGGAGCCAUCGGCUUGGGAAGGAAGUGCUGUGGGCAAACAGCUCCCACAAGAUGUUACUGCUGCACUUCGCUCUAACAACGGAGAUGACCUUGGCACACUCGAUGCCUUCAGACCACUGGAACCUCCAAAAUCUCAGGCUGCAGAACGAGAUGCUGCUGAAAGACCGCAGGAAGUGCUCUCUGCUGAAUAUAAAAAUCGCUCCAAAAGGAAACGCUGUGAAGUCUGGGGAGAGAACCCCAAGCAGAACGACUGGAGAAGAGUGGGUGACUGGCCUGUUGGAAUGAAAAAUAUUGGAAAUACAUGUUGGUUUAGUGCUGUCAUACAGUCUCUGUUCCAGUUGCCCGAGUUUCGGAGGCUGGUUCUUGGGUACUCCCUCCCGCCAAACGUGCUUGAAAGUUGUCGUAGUCGCACUGGAAAAAGAAAUAUUGCAUUCAUGCAAGAACUUCAGUGUCUGUUUGCUUUAAUGCUGGGGACGCGCCGUAAGUUUGUAGACCCUUCUGCAGCACUGGAACUCCUGAGGGAUGCGUUUAGAUCCACUGGAGAACAGCAGCAAGAUGUGAGUGAAUUUACACACAAGCUCCUGGACUGGCUGGAGGAUGCAUUCCAGCUUGCUGUGAAUGUCAAGAGCCCCAGGGACAAAUCUGAAAACCCAAUGGUACAACUUUUCUAUGGGACUUUUUUGACGGAGGGUGUCCAUGAGGGCAAUACUUUUUCUAAGAUCGAAGCCUUUGGUCAGUACCCCCUCCAAGUAAAUGGUUAUCGAAACUUAAAUGAGUGCUUGGAAGGAGCCAUGGUGGAGGGCGAGAUGGACCAGGCAGCAGCAUCUCAGUCCGGGAAGUAUGGACAGGAGCGCUGGUUUACAAAACUUCCACCAGUACUGACCUUUGAACUCUCCCGAUUUGAGUUCAAUCAGUCCCUAGGACAGCCAGAGAAAAUUCACACCAAGCUAGAGUUUCCCCAGACUAUUUAUAUGGACAGGUACCUCUACUGCAGUAAAGAGCUUAUUCAGAUGAAGAGAGAAGAAAUGAAGAGAUUGAAGGAGAAAAUGGUAAUUCUGCAGCAGAAACUGGAAAGGUACAUGAAGUUCGGCUCCGGCCCGGUGCGCUUCCCUCUGCCCGACAUGCUCCAGUACGUGCUUGAGUUCAUUGCCACGAAGCCACCUGGGGCUGUUUCUUCUGCUCAGGGCUCUCAGACAACACUCCUGCAGUCCCAGGCUGAGCCCCAUGAUUUCGAUAUGCUUUCACAGCCAAAUGGCAUACUGCAAAGGAAGGAUGCUGGGACUGAAGAUGCAGCUUCCUUUUUGGCAAACCCCUUACCAGAGCUAAAACUGACUUCACUCCAGCCUUCUGGUUCACCAGCAGAGAUGUUGGAACAUCCAGCCCCUCACGUGGUUUCCGAGGAAGAGCUGAACCUUGUCCGGACGUGCCUGCAGCGAUGGAGGAACGAGAUUGAACAAGACAUGCAAGAUCUGAAGGAGUCUAUUGCCCAAAUCAACUUGGCCAUGGAACAAAUGUACUGUGACCCUCUCCUCCAGCAGGUUCCGUACCAUCUGCAUGCCGUCUUGGUACAUGAGGGGCAAGCAAAUGCUGGUCACUACUGGGCCUACAUAUACGACCAGCCUCGAAAACGCUGGCUCAAAUACAACGACAUCUCAGUGACAGAGUCAUCGUGGGAAGAGCUGGAGAGAGAUUCAUUUGGAGGCUUGAGGAACGCCAGUGCCUACUGCCUGAUGUACAUCAGCGAUAAGGUGUCCCACUUGGUUGCAGAAAAGGAUGAUGGCUCAGAGCUUGGGCAGUUUCAGAAGGAAGUUGAAGCCUUGCCCCCAGAGCUGAGACACUACAUCCAGGAGGAUAACUGGCGCCUCGAGCAGGAGGCAGAGGAAUGGGAGGAGGAGCAGUCUUGCAAGAUGCCUCAGAUGGAGCCUUCACCUGCUUCCGAGUCACAGGACCUCUCUUCUGAAUCAGGACCAGAUCAGUCCUCAGCCUGUGAGCAGAGCGUGCGCUCCCUGUCCUCCGAGCAUGCCAGAAUUGCCAAGGAGCAGACUGCCAAGGCCAUCGCCAACACUGCCGACGCCUACGAGAAGAAUGGCGUGGAGGCAGCUCUGUGCGAGCCCAAGGAGGUAGAGCCAGCGAAGGUCCAGCCGAGAGAAACAGCCCUCACAGUUCAGGCAGAGCCACCCCAGGAUGCUAAGGAAACACAGUCUGCUGCCCAAGCUAGCUCUCAGGUCUCUGAAGUGGAAAUUCCCAGUGUGGGGAAGAUUCCCGUUAGGUCCGAUGCAGAUGGAUAUAAUGAAGAGGUGAUGCUGAGUCCAGCCAUGCAAGGUGUCAUCCUGGCUAUUGCAAAAGCCCGCCAGACCUUUGAUCGCGAUGGGUCUGAAGCAGGGCUUGUGAAGGCAUUCCAUGAAGAGUAUUCCCGGCUCUACCUGCUGGCCAAGGAGACCCCGACCCCACAGAACGAUGCCCGGCUGCAGCACGUGCUCAUCUACUUCCUGCAGAACAAUGCUCCCCAGCAGGUGGUGGAACGGACCCUUCUGGAGCAGUUUGCAGACAAGAACCUCAGCUAUGACGAAAGGUCCAUCAGCAUAAUGAAGGUAGCACGAGCAAAGCUGAGAGAGAUUGGUCCUGAUGACGUCGAUAUGGGGGAGUACAAGAGGUGGCAUGAAGACUACAGCCUUUUCCGCAAGGUGUCAGUUUACCUGCUGACAGGGUUGGAGCUGUACCAGAAUGGAAAGUACCAGGAGUCGCUCACUUAUCUGGUCUACGCCUACCAAAGCAACACCAAGCUGCUGCUGAAAGGAACCAACCGAGGCGUGAACGAGUCACUGAUUGCCUUGUACAGGAGGAAGUGUCUCCUGAAGCUGAACGAGGUGGCAGCAUCUCUGUUUGUAAGCUGUGAAGAAGCUCGUGUGGCAGAGGGCAUUAGCAUCCUGAAUGAGCUGAUAAUCCCCUGCAUGCACCUCAUGAACAACUUUGAGAUCACCAAAGAGGACCUGGAUGCCAUUGAGGUCAUGAGGAACCGCUGGUGCUCCUAUUUGGGACGAGAGGACAUGGAUGCAAAGCUGCAGAUGAAGCUGGGCGAAUUGCUGCCCCGGCUCCUGGACAGCUCCUCUGGGGUGAUCGUGCUGAAGGAGCCCCCCAAGAUCCGGCCCAACUCCCCCUACGACCUCUGCAGCCGCUUUGCAGCCGUGAUGGAGUCCAUCCACGGCGCCUCGGCCGUGACGGUGCAGUAGCCCUUGGGGUCCCCACUGCCUGGGGCACCUGGCCAGCCUGCCCAGCCUGCUCCUGUCGGGCCAUGUGGGGAAGGGAGAGGGAAGAGAGGGGUGAUUUGGAUUCAGAGCUGUGUUCUUUGUAAAUACACAAAUAAAAAGCAGUAUUGCACUUUAGAGAUGAAACAUUCAGCGGUGACGUACAGGACCUGAACCACUGUUGUAGCCUGACAUGCCAGGUCCCUGGCAGCUCCAUCUGCUGGGCCUCCCCAGGCCAUACCAGAAGGUUUUUUUUUGGUUUUACAACUUUCUAAGGGCAGACCCUUGGGCCUGUGAGGGCAGCAGAGUGGGAGGCAACUCCUCUGGUGAGCCAGGCUAUGAGCUGCUGUCGAUCCAUCAGCUGCAGUUACAUCCUGCUGCUGGAGAUGAGCCCUUUGGUCUCGCCAGGCUCCUGCUAGCAGGAAUCCGAGUCGUGCCAUGAGGAGAGGAGCUUCUGCUUACCCUCUGUCAUGUGUGCAUCCACAUAAAGCAUUUGCCUUUUGCAUUUUAACUGGAAAAAUACAUGCAGGAGUCUUUCUCAGAGAAAGGCAAAAGAGCAGCAGUGACAAGGGACAGGAUGGUAGCAGUAGCAGUGGCUCAGAGGUGAAGGGAGAUCACACUUCCCAAAGGAUAUUCCCCUCUUGGAUCUGAAGGCAAACUCCCUCCUCACUUCUGGUGGGCUUUCAGUGCUGAGUUAGUGUCAACGACAACUGCAAGGGCUGGAAUCAACUCAUUUUUUGUUGUUGGUGAGGCUUUUUUAAAUUACUUUUUGUAAAAACUGCUCCAUUUGGAUUUUCUUUGCAGGCAGCCUGUACAUGUGUUUGAGCUGCAGCAGUUGUUACAAACCAAAUGUUCUGAGUCGGUGGAGGGGGGAUCCUGUUUGUUAGGACUAUGCAGAUUUCUCUAAAAGUGCAAUAAAAGCAUUUGUUCUAUGUUAGAAUGAAAAA